CUCAGCGGGAGGGAGGGGGCAGACACAACGACUCAGUUUUUUUUUUUGGAGAAGAUUGAAAGAUAGGGCACAGGACGAGUAAUGAUGAUGGUUUGUGUUAAAAAACAAAGUUUAUUGGUUUACAGUGUUUGAUUUGUAGUGAACAUAUACCGAGAAACAGCGCGGAAUAGCUGGAGCUAGCUGACAUUUCUGGGUCGGACUGACAGCCUGUGCUCUGAUUGGUCAGUUCUCUCUUCAAUUCUGAGGCAGUUUACUGAGUUUGGAACGUACUAGCCAAUCGUCGUCCAGGAGGCGGGAUUUAUCAGAAUAAGACAUUUACAACCCAAGGCUUUGGCUUCAGCCAUCAUCCCAGCUUUGGCUUUCUUGAAAAUGGAAGAGCUCCAUACUCACUGUGUUUCAUGUGUGAGCCGGCGGUGCAUGGUCAAACCCGAGCCUGGCACUUCCUGUGACCUCCUUGUCUGCCCGCUAGUAUGUGGUGCUGUUUUUCACAGCUGUAAGGUAGAUGAGCAUCGGUUGCUCUGCCCACUCGAGAGGGUACCGUGCCUCAACCACAGCAUUGGCUGCCCUUUUAUGUUGGCCCGUGGCAAGAUGGCGGAGCAUCUCGAGGUGUGUCCAGCUGGCGUGGUAUGUUGUACCAUGGAGUGGAACCGGUGGCCGGUGAAUGACGAGGACUACCGCUCUUACGAGAGGUUGAGUCGGGAUGCAGAUGAGGAAGAACAGCUAGACAUGGCUCUUGCCUUGCAGGACCAGCGCACUAUGCUGGCCUCACUCAAACUUGUAUCUCUUGCACCUACAAAUUGCCCUGAGAGAAAACCGCAGCUUGCCGAGAUCCGGGAAAAGCCUAGCAUAGUUGCAGAUGUUAUGGUUCCCACUAUGCCACUUGAGGAAGACAUGGAUGAGGACUCUGUUUCAGGUAGCUCGAAAGAUGUAAUCACCAAUGGGAUUAACGGAUUGAACGAGGAGCAUUACGGUGAGCUUUACCAAACCACGGUAGAGACAACCAAAAGCCUGUCUGCUGCUCUGAAUGUUCUGAUACACCUCAACACCUCAGAUACACAGUGUCCAACUACAAGUGUUUUAGCAGCACAUUCAGAAUUAAAUGGAGAAUUACAUGAAGUUUUACUUAGGAAAGAAGACACCGGAUCCAACUGUGAUAAAAUAGCUAGUGGGGUUAGUGGUUUAAGUGAGGAGUUGCAGCCUCAACAACACCAAACCUUCAUGGAAUUGGGGAGAAACUUGGUCUCAGCUCUUGGUGCGCUUGGAGAUGCCGUCAAAGCCUCUGAGCCAAGCUGUAUUGUAAGCAAGACCAAUGCUGAAAUCCAUCAGCCAGAUACUGUUGAAUGUGCAGACAUUGAAAUGAAGGAUAGUACAUCUGAAAAUAUGUUUGGGGCAGUUGGUGGAAUUGAUGAUGGGGAUGAGGACAAACCUCCUGGCUACAUUUGUGAAGAACUUUGUCAGGAAUCUUCAAUCAGACUAGGAGAUGAGGAUGAGCAAAGUUUGUGUAAUAAUUGUCACAGUGCUGUAGCAUCUACAAAAUCAGAGGACCAUACAAUGGAACCAGCUGGGAUAGAUGUGUGUUCAGAGCAUGGAGGUUCUUGGGAAUUUGUUGGGCCAUUAUUUCCACACAGACCAGAAGUGAGGCAUGAAAUAGCUACGGUUGCAAUGCAGGAGGCAUCCGGAUCCCAGGCUCCACUUUUACAGUCACCUGUGCAUGCCCAGGCAUUGGUUGUUCCCAAGGACAGUGUGCUUCCUCCCAUAGCAUUAGACUUUGAAGAUAAGGCUUUUGAGAGAAAACUCCAAAACCUUCACUUGCUCCGCAAUUUUAUGCCUGUUGCAUUUAACGGGUGGAAAGGUUGCUAUAGUGAGAGCUUCCCACAUAGACAGCAUCGUUGUAAGAUGGAGGAUAAAGCUGUGGAUACAUCCGAUCUAGAGCAAGAGCCACAGGAUGACCCCCUGGGCCUUGGUGAGAUUGAUUUCACAGCUGCAGCUCUGCUCUUUUGCCUAGAGGAGUCACCACGUGCCCGAAGAAUCUCUGACACCGUCUAUGCCUUUGGUGGUUCACGUGUCGAUUUUGGCACUCAGACCUUCAGUUUCCCUGCUGCCAUCUUGGCGACCAGUACCAUGGUUGGUGAGGUGGCGUCUGCUUCAGCUUGUGACCGAGCCGCACCUCGUCUCUCACAGCCAAGUCCCUUUUGUACUUUAAGAUUAGAUUUGACCCUGGAACAGCUGGUGCCACGACCCAGUUGGGCCCCACGUGAAGGUUCCAUGUUCACAUUCGAAUGUGGCCAGCUGUUUCGCCGAGAAGAAUUCCUCUCACACUUCCGCAACGUCCAUGGAGACAUCCAUUCGGGGUUGAACGGCUGGAUGGAACACCGCUGCCCGCUUGCCUAUUAUGGCUGCACCUAUUCCCAACGCAGGUUCUGCCCAUCUAGUCAGGGAUCAAAGGUCAUCCAUGACCGACACCUCAGGUCAUUUGGGGUUCAGCCCAUGAUGGAGGUAGUAACAGAACCUGGGUGUGAUCGGCUGAGCCUGUUGCCCUUUGAGAUUCUGCAGCAUGUGGCACGGUUCCUGGAUGGCUUCAGCUUGUGCCAACUGUCCAUGGUGUCGCGUAUCAUGAGGGAUGUGUGUGCAAGUCUGCUGCAGACACGGGGCAUGGUUGUGGUACAGUGGGAAAAAAGGCAGUAUCCCGAUGGGAGGCGAUCUUGGCAGAUAAAAGACAAGGUGUGGCGAUUCAGUACAGCCUUCAGUCCUGUGACCAGGUGGAAGUUUGCAGACAUUUCCAGCAUGGCAGACCACCUGAAACGCUGUCCAUAUAACGAGGUCCAUAGACAGGUGGAGGCAGUGCCACUGCCAUGCAUGUGCACGACCAGGGAGCUUACCCGAGGCGGGCGAUCACUCCGUUCUGUCCUCAAGCCAGUAUUAUAACAUUAACAACAAUCGGAGUGAAAGAGCUAUAACACUACCUUACCUAACCUCUUUAAUCAAUAAUAUCCAUUGCUGUGUACAUAAGACAGAAUAUUUUUUUGGGUUAAGAUUAUUUUUUUAUAUAUAUGAUAUAUAUAUAUGAUAUAUAAAUCUAAUAACUGCUUGGUUUAUGAUGAGUUUUAAUGAUGUGCACUGAGAAAGAUUUACAUAGUUGGCCUUUACAUGUGUAGUAAAGUCUGUUUUGCCCAUGAGAGGUAACACUAAAAUGACAAAAAUAACUUGGUCGAGUAGAGUGAAAUGAAGAGCCUUAAGCUGUGUAUUUGAUUCGUUGGAAUUGGACACGGGAGUUACUCGCUUCCAUCAAGUGUUGUGUUACAUUAUGUCCAAAUGCUCUAAUCGAUUCGAUUGGACAAGACCCUUACAGGAGGAAGCAGCAUCCAAUAGUCAAGCACCAAUGGAUCCAGCUCUAUCCUACUCAAACCCCGACUCAGGAAGAGUUUUUAAUGAACUGAUGAAUUUAAUUGAAGCAGGGAAAGCACAAUGAUGUGCAGGGCAGAGGGUACUCCAGGACUCACAGAACCUGUGGUCUUUUUUCUUUUUGAAUACGUGAUAUUUUUUACGAACCACAGCUGAUCCUAAUCUAGCACCCAUACCCUGUGAUUCUGUACAAUAAAAAGGUUCCAAUGACUGAAGGUGUUGACUUAGGAUCAGACUUUGACGAUUUCACACAAUCUCAAUAUCAUUCUACAUAAAUAUGUUUGCUUUUUCCAUCUGAAUACACUUUUUUUCUCACGGUAUGAGCUGUCGAAGCAUGUUGACCAUACGUUCUUUUUGUUUUUUUUGUCCUUUGCACAUUACUAAACUCUGUAACGCUUGGACCCUGGUAUAUUCCCAGAGACUGGCAUCAUUAUCAUCAUGCAUCACUUUUGUUUUAGGAGAAAAUGAGGGUUCCACUUUUAAAAGACACUCCACAAGCACUUAAUAUGUGUCAAGAAACAUAAUGUAGCACCUUCCUUAAAUAUUGUAAACACUCAUAACGUAAAAGUUUACAUGCAAAAUGUGUUAUAUCUCCAUGUCCAAGUUCAUGUUGCACAAGUGCAUGUUGAAUGAAAAGGUUUGUAUUGUGGAUCGUCACAUUCAUUUCCAAAAGCUUUACAAUUUACAUUUAAUCUGUCAGGUAAUAAUAAUUUUCUAUCCUUUCACCUAUUGCAGCCAUUUUCAGCCCACUUCUAUCAAUGCACCUUUCCUAUUUACAUCUUUGAGCUUUCUGUUCCAUUUUUAAGAACACUUAGUGCUGAAUUUGAUUAAUGUUUGGGAUUCAAGAAGCACUGCUUUAGCUCCGAACCCAAAGCCAAGUUUUUGUGUUUGUCUGUGUAAUCCCAAUGAAGGCCUUAUGGAUGGAUUUUUUUUUUUUUUUGGCAACUCUCGCUGCUGCUGAAGAAGGAAAGUGUUUGCCUGACCAAGCAUGCUGGCACCAAUGAUCUGGAGAUUAAGCCAGGACAUUAUAUAGUCCGGACGACCUGCAUGUGGUUUUUGGUUGUGUUGAAUAAAAAGAUAUUUUAUCAUCUUUGA
Messenger RNA from Hemibagrus wyckioides, 4497 nucleotides. It is a transcript of the gene fbxo30b, whose product is annotated as F-box protein 30b. NCBI's taxonomy places the organism in Eukaryota, Metazoa, Chordata, Actinopteri, Siluriformes, Bagridae. The coding region runs from base 370 to 2925 and encodes 851 amino acids. Gene Ontology annotation, molecular function: protein binding; ubiquitin protein ligase activity; zinc ion binding. The record is from RefSeq and is a predicted model, not a curated record. The transcript is spliced from 4 exons.